GUGGGUGCUGACGGAAUGAUCCCUUAACAGAUGUUGUUUCUGCGGGGCCAAUUUACAACACGCAGCUGAGCAAGAAGGAGAGGCCUACAAUCUCAAUUAACCGCCUGUAGGUCCUGCUCGUAAGGGAGUGCAAUGAGAGUCUGUAUAAUAUACCUGACUCUUUUUAUUCUGGGAUUGAGCUGUUUUCAGGCAUAUGGAGGAGAUAAUUCCACGCUAAUGUAUUACGCGGUGCUCACCAUCGAGCCGAGCGCCCUCCCCAACAUCACGGAACAGCUCAGCUCUAUCGUGCUGGACGGACUGCCACAUAAUGUGAUAGUCAUUGACAUUGGGGUCACUACAAAAUGUGACGCGGCGGCUCUGUGCUCCUGUCUGGCCGGGCACGUAUGGAGCAAUGAGGUUUGUGAGAAGAAGAGCGAAUGUUGUAAUCCCACCAAUCCCACCAAGUGUAGCCUUCCCAAAGAUGUCGAUCCAAUUUGCCAUCCGAAGACCAGAGUCACUAUUUAUGGGUCGAUUUUUCUGGAAAAUGAGAUAUAUUACCACUCCCUGGAAGACCCGAAUACUCUGAAGUUCAAAAAACUUGCUAAAAAGCUGAUAGAUAAGAUGAAACCAGUUUACAACACCCUGCUGCGAUUCGAUGGCAUACAGGUCACCGGGUUCAGGCUAGGUGUGUAUGCAUCCUUUGAGGUAUAUGUCAACACCCAAAUGAAUACAAAGACCUUGGGGCAGAAAACCGCGGCAGCAGCGAAAGCAUUGAACAACAACUCCAUUGAAGUGGAAACUGAAGGCCUUCUGGACAUAAGCGGGCCCCCGCAGCCGGUGAAGCUGAACAGCAUGGUCGACAUCGUCUGCAAUUCGUCCCAAAACGAUACAACGGUCAAAGAGUGGAAACAGGCCACACUGAGAGAUCCUUUGGUGAUCUCUCAGAUCACAGACGGAACAGAGUCCAAUGUGAACUCACAAGGGAACGGGACCACCAUACUCACACUCCAACAAACAUCUGGAAUUUGGGCAGGCCUGAUCAAUUGUACCUUCAGGCCAAAAUUGGAUACCGGUGUGAAGAUACUUCACAGAGCCAGUUUCAAACUGGACGUCGCACUUCUGCCUCAAAUCGUCAUCUUCAGCGACCCCCAGUUCCCCCAAUGUAAAAAUGGCUCCACAAGGGUGUCGGUGAGAGUGAAAUGUGAGAUAAAGAACAGCACCGAACCCUAUGCAGUAGAUUGGACCGUAGAGGGGAAUUCUUCUGCUUUGGUGGCUGGAGAAAACGUCGAAGGGCAAGAUCCCAGGUCCUACGACGCCCAAACUGCCUUUUCGUGUUUACCAAAGGACGCGAAGAACCCGGCAAACAUGAAUUGUGUGUUCAGCAAUAGGAGGAACCAAAAACGAAAGGCCUCGAUUGAAAUCCACAUCAUAAGCGUAAAUGGUAAGCAUUGUCAGGCGGACGAGGAUUGGCCAGUCACGAAGGCCGGCUUCACUGCCAAGCUGCGUUGUGAGGGAGUUAGAGAGGGGUUUAGAUUGCGGAAAUGUGACAACAACGGAAUUUGGGGGAAGGAGGAGUCAGAGUGCGUAAACCGCGACCUCUUCAGCAUUGCAGAACGCACCCAAGUGAUUGACAAAGGUCUCGGAGUUGUUUACCAGAAUGCCGCAGAGCUGUUUUCUCGCCUUACAAAUGCUACUAACAACACGAGGAGCAUCAGCAGUGUUUCUAAUCUAAAUACUUCCAUCAACAUCCUCAACAACAUGCAAAACUUAAACACCUCGUUCAAUGAAUCAACAUUAGAGGAAAUCGUGAAGUCGUCCAGCAACAUCCUGAACGUUCCUUCGGAGGAAGUUUGGAGGUCAAAUGUCACGCAUAACCUGUCGAUGGCUGAAUUGUACUUGGAGUCUGUUAAGCAGUUGAUCAGCCAGACCAACAUAUCAAAGGAACAUGCCAGUGCGGCGUCAAAUGUACAGAUAAAGGCUUGCAAGUUGGCGCGCUGUACGAACACUCUCUUCGGCGUCAACGUUUCCGUCGACGGGCAACAAGGCGUUGUGAAAACGGCGGGUUUUAAAAAUCUUGUCAACUUCUUGCCGCCCAUACAGAAGGACACCAAGCCCAACAGCAUCAUAGUGACGAUGAGUGACAGCAAUAAUGAGCGACGGUUCAAUCACGACCCCGGCAGUAAAGUCUUGAUCCAGUUCACGCUGAUCUCCCCGCGACAACGCAACCAUGAAAUGAAGUGCGCCGCCAUGGACAGAAAUGGGAAGUGGUCGUUUGACCUUUGUGUCUGGGGCGGUUCGAGAAACGAAGGCAGCUGUAAGUGCCAAUUCUCCUCCUCGUUUACCCUCCUCUUGUCAAGAAAAGCUGUCAUUCUGCCGGCGCUGCGCGAGAUCACCUGCGUGGGUCUAGCCAUUUCCAUCGCCUCUCUGGUCUCGUUCCUGAUGAUCGAGUGCCUGGUCUGGAAGAACGUGACGAAGUCCGUUGGCUUGUACUUGCGCCACAUCACGCUAGUGAACAUCUCCGUGUCCCUCCUGAUCGGAAACUGCAGUCUCUUUGCAUCCGCAUUCUCGGGGGACGUUUCCGACCUCUGGUGUCAGAUCUGCGUCGUCUUGAAGCAUUUCUUCUUCCUUGCGCAGUUCUGCUGGAUGUUCUGCCUCAGCUGCCUUCUGCUCUACCAGACCAUGGUUGUGUGGUCGGAUCUGAGCAAAGGUUGGUCCCAGGGCGUGUGCUACUCAGUGGGCUACGGCGCCCCGUUUCUCAUCGUGACCUUCACGUUUGUGUCCAACGACGGCGGAGCAGAGGGGAAGUACUACGACGCCCAUAGCUGUUGGCUGACACACUACAGCAUGCUCAAGGGCUCCUUCUAUUCCUUCAUCAUACCGGUGGGCAUCAUCGUCUUCGUCAACAUUUUAAGCAUGGCCUUAGUGAUUGUCAAGCUGUUGAACCCCGUCAAGGGAUUAGGACCAGAAAGAUGUAAAAGCCGCAGCAGUGGCCACGCCGCCAUACGCAUUCUCAGGUCCAUCAUCAUCCUGACCCCUGUCUUCGGAGUGACCUGGCUCUUCGGUUUUGCUAGUUUAGUCCUUGACCUGGCGGAUGGCCUGGCAGCGUCCGCUGUCUUCUACAUCUUCAGUGUCUGUAAUUCUUUCCAGGGACUGUUCAUCCUGUUGACCGUCAGUGUGGGAGAGAAAAUGGUUCGAGACGCACUGAGGAAAAAUGUUUUCUCAACUCGACGGCCAUCGUCCACUAAGGAGACCUCCAUGCAGUCUUCGAUGGAAGAAUGACUCCUGAGACACCAGCCUGUCCCGUUUAGUGGAGGGAAACGCAUUUCAUCUUCAGCAGGGAAAUGUAAUUAUUUUUGGCCUAAUGUUGUAGGCUACAACUUUAGAGCAUGGGAUGUAUAACGAUCUUAUUGUGGAUGUGUGAUGUCAAGGGUUUUUAUUAUUUAUUAGGGUGGCAAGCACAGAUUGCGAAGCUAACCUAUCGUAAUUGUUAGUUUUACUAUUAUUAGGUGAGUGCUGCAAGCAGUGCUCAACUAUUGUUCUUCAUAAGUUGUAUUCAUUCUUUCUUUCUCUCUACAAACUUUGAGACUUAUCUCCUUCCUCAUUUUUCCCCUAGAGACUCCAUUCAAAUUUAAAAAUAUUCAGAAUACCUUGGAAUCGCGAGGUUCUUUUCAGUUUUUUUUAAAUAUUUUAUACUUCUUAAGAUAUUCCACUUUUAAAAUAUUAUAUAUUUUUUAACAUGGGAGAGACGUAACUAAAUCAAAUUUCAACCGUUUAUCUUCGUUCAAACCAUUUAACAAAUCUACACACUUCUAUCUUCAAUGUUAUCCACGGAAUUUCGAUAUCAUCUGAAAAUGUAUUCAGAAUCACAGUUUUAGUUUCAUAACUAUGGGGUCAAAACAGUCUCAUUAAUAAUGAAUGCACAGAGAAGGAUUCACAAAUAAAUUACUCUCUUCUCACAAAUACAUUUCAAUGGACACAUAAAUGGAUGUCGGUAUGUAUAAAUGUAAAAUUUAUCCAUAAACAAAUUGGCUGAAAACGAGGGAGGCAUCUGAUUGGCUACAGAGAUCCUUGUUGAAAAAAAUGCAUUUGUGAAUCUAGCGACAUCAGGAGAGUCUCAAAAAUCAUAUACAGUCCAGUUCACACACAAAUGCAAACAAGUGUGCUUGUUAAUUCAAGUUUAACAGUUUGUAUAUAAAUUAGCGCUGUCAGUUAAACACGUUAUUAACGGCAUUAACGCAAAUCAAUUUUAACGUCGUUAAUUUUUUUAUUGUGCGAUUAACGCAAUUCUUUUAUUUAAAAAAAUAAUAAUAAUCCGUGAUUUAUAUAUAAAUUACUCUCUUCUCACAAAUACAUUUCAAUGCACAUACAAAUGGAUAUCGGUAUGCAUAAAUGUAAAAUAAAUCCAUAAACAAAUAAGUUUCACAAACACAUUUCUGAUCCACACACAAAUGUGCCUUGUUUUAAAUAAAUGUAAUAUAAAUCCAUAAAUAUAUUAAUUAAAAGAAUGUUUGCAAUUUAUCAAAAAUGUAUUUGUGUGUUGUUACAUUUAUAUUAGUGCUGUCAAGCGAUUAAAAUAUUUAAUCGCGAUUAAUCACAUUAAUGUCAGUUAACUCACGAUUAAUCGCGAUUCUUUUUUCUAUGCUAAAUAUCCCUUGAUUUCUUUGUCCCAUUAAUUUCUCAUUUUAAUGCUCUUAUCAACAUAGUGCAUCGGCUUGCCUUGUGCAAAUGUUUUUUUAUUGAUAACAACAUUGGCAUAUACUGAUCAAAACAGGAUACAAAAAAAAAACCUAUAGUGCAACUAAACGAUGAACAUACAAAGAUACUGCCUUGAACAUAGCAGUCAGGCUACUGCUUCUUUGUUUUGAGCCAAAUAAAAAAAUAUUCACCCCCUGCCGGCGACUUUCAUUGGUUAAUGCUGCAAUUUUUUCCCGCCCACGGACGAUCUGCUUCAUAUCACGGACAUAAAAAGAAUGGACCACAGAAAGAAAAAUGGCCGCCCAUUCAUUCCUAUGGAAACUGCUCAGUGGUGCAGGGGAAACAUGAACAUAUUAUAGAAUGGACACCGGAUUCCAAAAUGGCGCCCAUUCAUUCCUAUGUAAACUGCUCAAUGGCGCAGGGUAACAUCAAGGAGAGAUAUGCUUCCGCAUCAUGGGAGCCUAGCCACGCCCUAGUUCAGGACUUACCGGAUGCAGAAAUAUUCUUGUUUUUUCGCAUUGUUAGCAUUGUAGCAUCAUAAGCGAGAGGUCUGAGCGAUCGCAGUCGCAUUGCUUACCGACCAUGGAAGCAGGGUUUGAGUUAGGUUGGAGCCAGUGGGAGCUGAGCACCCAUAGAGAGAGGUCUGGCUCCCAUGAAAGCACUGCAGUAAACUCAAAUAUCAGUGGGGGUCUCUACAGCAGCAUAAUAUUGUAAUUACAAAUAAAUCUAUUUUCCCUUCCACAUACAGAGUAAUAUUGACGUUAAGGAAGGGAUAAUAGAACGCCAGUCAUUAUCGGGAAAAUAAGCCUAGACAGGGCGAACAGGACACAGACGCGAAACGGAGGUGUCUUGCUUCGACCUGAAAGGGCUUAUUUUCGAAAAUGAGCAGCUACUUGCCAAACGAAAAAAUAACUUCACAAGGCGUCUUUUUACAAUUUAUUGUUACCAUUCGUAGUGUUGAUCAGCAGAGAAACAGUAAGCCAAAGACGUUGACGUCGCUUAGCAACCGAAGACGCUGGUGUUGCGGAGGGCCAAUGCAAGUGAACGGAGCGUUCCACGGCAUUGAGAAGAGUAGUGUCAUAUUAAAUAUUUACUUCCUAUAUUUACACCCCUCUCCCCCCCCCCUCAACAACUUCAAGAGACCCCCACAAAGAUGCAAUCCUUAACUCGAACCCUGCAUGGAAGCAUAAGUUAACUUCAUAAAUAUGAAAGAUUGCUCCAUAUAACACCAACAAUGUAGUAAACGUAUGUAGGCCUAGAAAAAAAUACAGUUCAUUGUUAUUGUUUAAGAAACAGAUUUAUAUACAAAUAAAUGGUUACAUAUCGAUCAGCAAUGAGGUUGGAGUAGCCUACCCACAUAAAUAAUCACGUGACUCAAAGCUUGCGCCUGUGUGGUCAAAUCUUUGAAAAGUCAGUGCUGAAAAGUCAUUUCUGAAGAAAUACAUUUUAAUGGUGUACCUACAUUUACACCUUUACACGUUUUUAAAAAUAAAUAUUCAACCUUUCAAAAAUUAUUUCUCAAUGUAUGAACACCUGUUUGCAGAAUCCCAUUUACAAGGUUUCAAAACCGGAAAACAAUGAAAUACACUGUUAGAACAGUGCCAGAUUUGAAACUCUGCAAAUGCGUUGGUGACAUUUUUUAAACUUUGAAAAUGUGUUUGUGAAAAAAUAUUUACUUUGAAAAUGUGUUGGUGAAAAUGAUGAAGAUAAAAUAGAACACAAAAUCAUGUUUGCAGAUGUUUUUGAUUUUUUUUUUCAGGCUAUAAUCUCGUUUUUCAGUGUUGCAAAACCUUUCCUACAAGGUGUUUACAAGGUGUUGAGUUUUCAAACCCAGACUUACAAGCCUUUGAAACUUUUUUUUCAGGUUUAAAUUAUGGCAGGAAACUAGCUCCAUAAAAGGUGAGCGUCGCCGGGCAAAGCUCAACAAACGAACGACACAGGAAAUCAGUACAUAAGAUUGGUUCUGCUGCCAUCUGGUGGUUUGAUGCCUUAAUUUAUUGUCAACGUCUUUGAGACCUGAUAGUAGCCCAUUAAAGUAACAUAAUAUUUAGAUAAAGAUACAUAGAUCUACAUCUAUAUUUUUUGCAUGUUUUCUUUUACUUAUCUAUUAUUUUAUUGUAUGACAGUGUUUAUAUGUGAAGCACUUAGUCUGCCUUGUGUAUAAAAAGUGCUAUAUAAAUAAAGUUGCCUUUCCUACAUCCCCAUAUAUAUAUACACACACACACUUUUUAUUUUCCACUAUAGAAUAGAUGAAAAUAACCCAGAACUAAAAGUGUUGCAGAAUCUGAAAGCCACAUUAUAUAAACCAACCAUUAUUUCCACUAAAUGAUUACAAUGACAGUUCAUAUGAAUGAACAUUUUCUUCCCGCUUAAAACAGUGAUGAUAUAAAAGUAUUUUAACAAUAAAGGUACGCUGGUCAAUCAUUUACAGAAAUCAGGUUUAAAAUGUGUUGAGCUGUGUACUUCUAGAUAUUUUUUUUUAAAGCAAGAUAAGGCUUUAAUUCAAAACUAGAUAAGGCUUUGAUUCAAACAAACCCUAACCCAAAUGCAAUUGUGUAUGCAUAAUAGAAAAAUGUAAGUAAAACAAAUGGCAAACUCAAUUUAAUUACAUCAAAUUUAUUAUACAUAGAUUUUAUUUUUUAAUAUUUUUCUCCGUCCACUGGUCAUGUUUGAAAUCAAGUCCUGCCGAUUCUUUGAGGUUUAUGUUUAAUGGUCUGUAAGGCAAAAAAAAAUAUUUUCAGAGGACAAAACUGCAAUAACAAAAAAAGUUCUCAGACUCAUUACACUAGUCUGUCGUACAUGUAUAAAUCAACUAAAAUUAGUUAUAGAACAAAUGGCAGAGUUUGGUCAUAUUUAGCCGUUAUUUACCGUUCUGGGAAAGCCUUUAGUAACAUGGUAGGCUGCUGGAGUUAAUAACUUUGUCCUUUAACAACUAUAAAGGACGAAACGGAAAUACAUAAACAGAUAUUUAAACAAACUGCACAGAACUGAACAGCACAUAAACUG
Gadus chalcogrammus (walleye pollock) is the source of this 7680-nucleotide messenger RNA. Its product is annotated as adhesion G protein-coupled receptor F5-like. Gene Ontology annotation, molecular function: G protein-coupled receptor activity. The transcript has 17 exons. The coding region runs from base 133 to 3258 and encodes 1041 amino acids. NCBI's taxonomy places the organism in Eukaryota, Metazoa, Chordata, Actinopteri, Gadiformes, Gadidae. The record is from RefSeq and is a predicted model, not a curated record. Gene Ontology annotation, cellular component: membrane. Gene Ontology annotation, biological process: G protein-coupled receptor signaling pathway; cell surface receptor signaling pathway.